Messenger RNA from Alligator sinensis (Chinese alligator), 900 nucleotides. RefSeq names its product trypsin-3-like. The transcript has 8 exons. NCBI's taxonomy places the organism in Eukaryota, Metazoa, Chordata, Crocodylia, Alligatoridae. Gene Ontology annotation, molecular function: serine-type endopeptidase activity. The record is from RefSeq and is a predicted model, not a curated record. Bases 1 to 900 code for a protein of 299 amino acids. Gene Ontology annotation, biological process: proteolysis.
AUGCCGCCUCUUCAGACAUCCUCAUUGGUUGACGCCGGCCUCUUGCUGGGAGUCAGAUCAUCAGCACAGUGGCUUUUCCUGAUUGGAGACUCCUCUCCUCCAUCCCUGCACUUCAGCACAGAGGUCUCUUGGCCCCCAUACACUCCACCCAGUGCCAUGAAGGUCCUGGGUUUCCUCCUCGUGCUACUGGUGCCCCCAGGGGCCAAACUUAUUGGGAAGCUGGUGCCAGGGACCAAGCCCUGUCUGCCACACUCGCAACCCUGGCAGGCCGCCCUCUUCACCCACCAGGGCUACAGCUGCGGGGGCACCCUCAUUGCCCCAGAGUGGGUGCUCACAGCUGCCCAUUGCCAGAAUGGCCUGAUCCAGGUGCGCCUGGGUGCCCACAACCUGCAGGGGGUGGCCAGCGGAGAGCAGCGGGUGAUAGCCAUCCAGUCCUUCCCCUACACCAACUACAGUGCCCGGAGCCGGGAGGGCGACAUCAUGCUGCUCAAGCUGGUGCCCCCUGCUGUCCUCACUCGCUACGUGCAGCCCCUGCCUGUGGCCCCCACCUGUGCCCCCCCAGACACCACCUGCCUGGUCUCAGGCUGGGGCAGCACCACCAGCCCCUACGCCACUUUCCCAGACAUCCUCCAGUGCACGAAGGUGUGGACUGUGUCCCAUGACCACUGCCGGGAGGCCUACGGGAACCUGGUCACCCAAAACAUGAUGUGUGCUGGGGUCAAGGGAGGUGGUCGGGACUCAUGCCAGGGUGACUCUGGCAGCCCACUGGUUUGCAAGGGGCAGCUGCAGGGCAUGGUGUCCUGGGGAGAGCUGGAGUGUGUCCAUCCCAACAAGCCUGGUGUCUACACCCAGGUCUGCAAGUAUCUCGAGUGGAUCUGCAAGACCAUGGAGGACAACUGA